UGCCUUCCAGGAGCCCAGCACCGGCCUGCAUGCCCCGUCCUGGCCCAGAAUGAGCGGACUCGCGGCGUUUUUGCAGAACGAGCUCGUCAACCUCUCGCAGGAAUCCAAAAAGAAAAACAAUGACAUCAAAGAAGCAGCAGAGCGUGUGCUCUAUAUCCUCCGGGCACUGAAAGACAAAGCCAGCAGCUCCAGUGCUCCUCCCGGCGUCGAUGUUGUUGCGCAAGAGCUCUCCAAGACCGAUGAGCCGCUGCGUCCGUUCCUUCUCUCAUGCCAGACCAAGAAUCCAAAGCUGGUGACCAUAGCCGUCGGCUAUGUGUACAAGCUGAUCUCCCACCGCGCCAUUCCCGAGAAAUCUGUCUCUCCGGUUCUCAAGGCACUCUCCGAGCUUGUCGCAACGCCAAUGGAUCUGCAGCUCAAAGUCUUGCAGACUAUUCUUCCGCUGUUCAACAACUACGAGUCGGUCCACGGAGAAGUGCUGGCGGAGUGUCUGGCUCUGUGUUUCAAGCUUCAAGAAUCAAAGAGUCCUGUCGUCAGCAACACUGCCGCAGCCACCAUUCGGCAGUUGGUGAUCCACAUCUUUGACAAAGUAUCAAAGGAAGACGAGCGCUUCCCAGGCAACACGCUCAAGACAGAACGAAUCGACCUGCCUGUCAAUCACAACGCCCUCAACGCGCUGCUUCCCUGCGCCCGCGAUGCCUUUUCGUUCUUUCAGGACUUGUGUCUCAUGACUGUGGGAGAAACCGGCGGCUUCAUGCAGAUCUCGGGCAUCUCCAAGGGAUUUGGGCUUGAGCUGAUCGAAUCGAUUUUGAACAACCACCCGGGUCUCUUCAAACAACACCCUGAGCUGAAGGCUUUGCUGAAGGACCGUAUCUGCCCGAUGGUCAUCAAAUCGUUCUCGGACAAAAACGACUUUGCUAUGACCGUCCGGUUGACGCGACUGGCUCACACUGUUACCAAGCAGUUUAUCGGCGUUCUGUCCAUGGAGUGCGAGAUCUUCAUGUCCAUGUUCAUCAAGGUGCUGGAGGCGGGCGAUCAGGCCCCACUGUGGCAUCGUGUGCUUGUACUCGAGGUGUACAAGAGCAUUUGCAACGACAUCAAUCUCCUGCGCGCCAUCUUCAAUCAGUACGACGCCAAGGACCACUCUGUCAAGAUUUUUUACGAGAUCACGGCUGGCUUUGGCCGGGUAAUCGUUUCCGAGAAGCACUACCUGCUCCAGGCUUCGUCGUCGAUGGCCGGCGAGAGUCCCACCAACACUGGCGGUGUCCUGGGCUCUGCCCUCACGGGAUCAGGCGGGAGCACUGAGUCCUAUGCCGUUACCUUUGCUGGAUCGUCCAUCAAGAUUCCGUGCAUCGAUCAGCUCGACAAAUCCGACCCGCCGUCGUUCCCAGACACAUACCCCUUGAAUCUGGCCAUCCAGUGUCUCGCCAACAUGGUCGAAUCGCAAGCCACGGUGGUGCCUAUCCUCCGCUCCCCCAGCACCACUCCGAGCGAGACCGAGAAGAACGACAUCAUCGUUGCGAUCGAAAUGGCCAAGGCCUCGUGGGGCGGCAUCCUUGGGGCCCUGAACUUUCUCAUCACCGGCUCGGUCGACGACGAUCUCUUUGGCCUCGUCACGCGGUCGUUUACCAACUUUACGGGCGUGAUCGGACUGCUCGGCCUCGUCUCUCACCGCGACGCCUUCAUUGGAUCGCUGUGCAAGGUCUGCGUUCCUAGUUCCGCCGUGAUCAGCGCCGAUAUGCCAAAUCUGCAAAACGUCAGCGGAUUCAGCCUCUUCAACAUCAUGCAGGCUCCGUCUGUCAAGCCCUCAGGCAACCUCGGGGUCCUCACCGAUCGCAAUGUGGUGUGUCUCCGGUCCCUCCUCACAAUCGCGUACACGCUCACGCCCAUCCUCGAAGACAAGGCCUGGUAUCUGAUCCUGGAGACGCUGGAAGUAGCCGACGGACUCUUGGCUGCCGGCAAGUGGGGAAAGGCUGCCCGCGACGACCUGGCCAAGGCCGGCGCUGCUGGCGCCCAGCCCAUCGAAAACCAGUACGUCCUGACCCAAACGCUGAUCAAGAAGCUCUUUGACAUGUCCAAGGAUAUGGGUCUGCGCAGCUUUGCCGAGUUUAUCAAGGCCCUGUGUCAGCUCUGCCGAUCGACGGUCUCCAGAGACGGCGGUCCUGGCAGCGAGCGCGACACUCUCGGCAAGGACACGAAAGGCGCCGAGGAGAAGUCGUUUGCCAUCGCCAAGCUGCAGCAGGUGGCCAUGCUCAACGCCACCCGACUGAUGACGUCGACAGUCGUUGCCGGCGAGGCCGACGGCGCCAAACGCGAGUCUGACACCUGGACUAUCAUCAUGUCGGAGCUCAUCCAGAUUGCGCACGCCCCCAACUAUCCGAUGUCGGUCCGCCUGCAGGUCUGCCAGACGUUCUCGGAGGUGCUCACGGGUGUGUGCCAGGCAUCGGAUCUCAAGGAUCCCAGCGUCGAGAUGAAGAUCCUCGAGCCCGUCAAGCAGCUGAUGCUGGGCACAACGCCGUCGGCGCCCGUGUAUUCGAUGGAGGAGCGCGAGCGCAUCAUGAAGAGCGGCUGGUUCUUUGACAUUCAAAAAUGUGGCCUCGAGACGCUCUUCAAGAUCCUCCAAACCAGCGGCCAGAACCUGUCGCACGGAUGGGAGCUGGUGUUUGAGAUUGUCCAGACACCCCUGGUUACGGGCGCGGGCUCGGCCAAGAAGCGCUUUGCCAAGAGCGUGACCCCCUCCGGGUCGAUUCGCAACUUUGCCAACUCGACCGAUGUCGCGGAUGAGCCUGCUGUGAUCAGCCCGGUCGACAGCAUUGGGGCCUCCGCGGGGCAGGCCCUGCCCUCGGGGACGGCCAUUCUGAAGAACGCCCUGCUGGUCCGCAACGCCUUUCCGAUCCUGCAGCUCAUCUGUACGGACUUUUUGUCGCUGCUGUCGCUGCGAUGCCUGUACGACUGUAUCGAGUCGCUUGGAGGAUUCGGCUCGCAGAACGAGGACCUGAACAUUGGCUUGACCGCAAUCGGGCUCUUGUGGUCGGUCGGAGACUUUGUCCUGACCAAGCGGCAAGGGAUCGAGGGAUCGGCGUCGCCGCAUUUGACUGCCGAGCCCAUCACGGCCGAUACCCUGGACGGACCCAUCACAGUGCAGAGCCUCGAUUUGCUGUGGAUGUACCUGCUCUCGCAUCUGUCGCAGCUGUGUGCUGACACGCGACCGGAGGUCCGCAACUCGUCCAACCAGACGCUCUUCCGCACGAUCACAAUGAACGGACCGCGACUGACGCUCGAGGCCUGGAGCGAGUGUAUCUGGAAGAUUCUGUUCCCGCUCCUCGAGCGAGUCAAGCUCACAAGCGACCGUGUCGAGCAGGACCAGAAGGAACUGACUGGCGAGGGCAUCGAGCUGCCCACACGCGACCGGCCGCUCUCGAUCUCGGGCAGCCUCACACGGGUCUCGGUCUCCAAGAAGCAAGUCUCGACGACGCUCCUGUCGGCUGUGGGGGCGAGUCAGCAUCACUCGCGCAACACCAUGACGAAGCAGUGGGACGAAACCAAGGUCCUGACGCUGGGCGGCGUGACAAAAACUCUGAUCGACUUUUUCCCGCUCCUCCUGAAGCUUGGCAAGCGCUUUGAUGAAGCAUGGAGCCUGCUCCUGGACUACAUCAAGACUUGGUGCCUGUGCAGCAGCCCCGAGGUCUCGAUGGCGGCCAUCAAGGCGUUCCGCUCGCUGGUCCGAUACCCUAUCGAGCAAGGAGGCUUCAAGGCGAUCGAGGGCGUUGGCAGCGAUGUCGCGACAGAGAACCGCCUCAUUGCCUUGUGGAAGACGGCUUGGGACAUUUGGGAGGCAAUCGGCCUCGGGGUGAUCGACUCAACAGACGAAGCCAGAGCCAAGGCGGCGGCGGCAACGACUGACGAGGGCCCCAGCAGCUCCGCCCAAAGCCUCUCGCAGACGGCAGGAAGCAGCAAAGUGCUCCGCGGCAGUCUGUACCACGGCACGUUUUCCCAGGAGGCACUGGCAGCGUACGCGACUCUGUCCGGGGACAUUUACGAAUCCAUUGCGACCGUCUUUACGCUGAACGACUAUCGACGCCUGGCCUAUAUCCUGGUGUCGCUUGCUGGAUACCACACCAAUCCGCUACCGGCGCUGGCAUCGAGCCGCAUGCGCCUGGAUUUCUCAAGCGACCUCGACAACCUGACAGCCGUGCAGACCGCCAUUCUGGAGGUCUUUGUCGGUGAGCUCGGAGACAGCUCGGACGCAGAUGCAGGGACACGCAAGCCCCGUAUCCGAAUCGAGCGGAUUGAAGGUGCCCCAGAGUGCGCGAUCACGGCCCUGUGCGCAUUCGCCCUGAUGCCGCUGGUGCGAGUGUCUGGGUCGGCUCCCAGACUGGGGUCGGAUGCGUCUCUGAGCGCCGCUGCGGGCGGAGGCCCAGAGAGCGUCGCUCCGAGCGCCAACCCGAGCGGCGUGGCAUCCACUGUCGGCACCGACCCCGCCAGCAAGUCCAACUACACAUUCAUUGCACUCAGCCGACGGUCGAUGGAGCUCCUCAAGAUCGUGUACGACCAGUAUUCUGCGCGUGCGUCCAUCUACACCACGGGCUGCUUUGAUGUCAUUGUCGAGUCCCUUGGUGAGCUGAUGAAGUGCAAGUACCAGUGUCCCCCAGUUGGAAACAAGGACGGGGCCGUGGCGCUCUGGAAGCUCGCAUCAAACGCCUUCUUGUCGAUCGCAAAAACAGGCAUGCCCGAGCUCGAGAAGCGGUUUGUCGGAGGGCUGCCUCAGACUGUCCUCGACGAAGUGUAUGCCAAGGUCAUUGACAACUUUGACGGUGUCUUGCUGCCAAAGAGCAAACCCCCGGCAACAGCGACCGCAGACGACUUGGCGACCGACGAGGUCUUUGACAUUUCGGUUCUGCAAACGAUCGAGACGUUUGUGGUUCCUCAUAUGGCCCAAUCCCACGUCUCGGACAAGGUACUGGCCACUCUGAUACAGAUUGCGACUCGGGGUGCCAGCUAUCUGGAGAACACCGCUGGAUUGGAUGGAGACGCUUCAGCACCGCUGGAUGGCCAGCCAAGUGCACUGGAGCCGGUCCGUCGAGCCAAGUUUGCCACCGAGUGUUUCGAGGUACUCUUUGGAUUCUGCGCCGAGGUCAGUCUCAAGACGACAGAGACGGAAGAAGCCCGCACUCGGGUGGCGGAAAUCGCUGUGCCGGCUCUGAUCCAGAAGGCCAAGGUGGUGCUCAAGACAUUCCAGGCACGAUCAAGCACUGCCGAGGGUGCUGCCCACGGCGCUCUCCAGCUGGCCUUUGUGCAGGAAACCCAGUUCCUCCUGGAGCACCUUGCGGCACUGAACGUGCGCCCUGGGGUCCUGAUCAAGACCGUGGUUGACUUGAAGGUGUCGCCGAUUCGGUCGCAUAUCCUAUCUGGGCGAUCGGCGCACUUGUUUUGCAUCUACCACGACCUGUGCGACUGCCUGAGCGUGCUAUCGGCCUCGAAGAGCGCCGAAGAGGCGGCUGUGACGGCGGCGAUCAAGCUCUGUCUGGAAAAGAUUGGCAAGGAACUUGGCUUGGAUUCUGUGGCGUUAUCGUUCUGACCAGCCGCGACAUGGUGCACCGACUCUGCACCAGUGCAAUCUUGAGUGCGAUGGGGGGAGGUGUGGCUGAAGAACAAGUAACGACAUCCAGCAUGCUCAAAACGAAACAGGACACCCUGUUCGGUUCAGGGCUGUCGCUGUUCCUGGGGCCCCGAAUACACACCCAUUCCUCUAUUG
Messenger RNA from Polychytrium aggregatum, 5752 nucleotides. RefSeq lists its product as uncharacterized. The record is from RefSeq and is a predicted model, not a curated record. Lineage: Eukaryota; Fungi; Chytridiomycota; Chytridiomycetes; Polychytriales. The transcript is spliced from 13 exons. Bases 50 to 5575 code for a protein of 1841 amino acids.